AUGGGGUGCAUCUCCCCCGCUCUCCUAGUGCUCGCGUUCAUCGUCGUUUUUUACCUGCUCGCGGAACUUCUCCCUGACGUCCACGCGCUCAACUCGGACUCCGAUGGCGAUUCCGGGCCACGGCCAGAGCGGACGCAUGUCACGGGCCCGUACUGGCUGCGUUACCUCGACGUCAACCCCUGCCCCGCGCCCGCGCCCGUAUGCGCCUGGAUGCUCACGCCUCAGGCCCCGAAGCACCCGCUCCCGCGCAACACGUACCGCGCACUGCACCACCGCUCCUCGUCCACGACGUCCUGCCAAGCCCCGAUCUAUCCGAACGGUCAAAUCAGCAUGAACGAAAGGGGUGACGACGCGCAGCUCAAGCUUGAGCCCGUCCAGGACUCACGCAUUCAACCGGGAGCGCCGAGCGGGUCUCAACACCUCAUCCGGUUGACCCUUUUGUACUCCGUCCGCGCGCCCGCACUCGCGAAGACUCGCGAUCGCCUUCAUCCGGAGUCGGCUGAUAACCCUCGCCCGGUUUCCGCGCGUCCCCCGAGCACGUUGAGCCCCCUAGUCCACCCCGGGCCCGACGUUCCUGAUAUGUACACCAACCCCGCCCACGAGCCCGAUUCCCAAACGUCGGAAUGCGUUGCAAGGGACCUCCUCUCAAUUGCUGUUUUCGUCGGCGACGUCGGUGGGGAGCACGCAAAGCUGCUGGACGCAUUCGCCGACGAAAUCACCCCGGCCUCGACCGACUCGCGGUACUCGCACUUUGCCCGGGCGACCUCCCCCGUGCAAUCUAGACCCAGACCUCAAGCUCUCGUUCUUCGCGGACCGCCUACGGCGUCCCCAUCGAGGACGAGGGCAUCGCUCUUCAUCGUCAACCCCAAGGGCGUCAUCAAGUGCGCCGAUCGCGCUCAACGACCUCGCCGUCGGCUGCUCGGUCGAGGAAACGAUCCGGCGAUCCGGCUCGUGAAGACGUUCCAGUCCACGGACGAGCACGGCGAGAUGUGCCCCGCGAACUGUAGCGAGGGCACGAAGACGAUGAAGCCGGAUCCCGGGCUCGCUCAAGUACUUUGCGAGCGUCGAGAACGGGAAUGGGAGCCAGAAGAGCAACCGCACUGA
Molecule: messenger RNA, 1104 nt
Organism: Epithele typhae
Lineage: Eukaryota; Fungi; Basidiomycota; Agaricomycetes; Polyporales; Epitheliaceae
Exons: 9
Coding region: 1-1104 (367 amino acids)
Biological process (GO): cell redox homeostasis; cellular response to stress; response to oxidative stress
Cellular component (GO): cytosol
Molecular function (GO): thioredoxin peroxidase activity
Source: RefSeq, a predicted model, not a curated record